AUGAAAUCUCUGACUUCUGCAAACUUCGAGGAUUGCCUGCUGAAGAAGGUGGACUUAAGACGCCAGCUGAUUUCCCAGACUAUGAGGGAAGUACAGAAAGUCGUCCACUGUUUGACCACAGAUAUCAGCUGCCAUGACAUUAGGUUUCAAGCUGUCCCUUACUCUGACACCUACAAUGGGAACAUUAAGGUUUUGACCCCCAGACACUUCCUCGUCACAGUCCCGAUGAAAGGCCUGGCUGGGUACAGGGAGGUCAAGGAGGGCCACUGGCGGUAUUACACCCUGCAGGGCGACAGGCUUUCCACCCAUGUGCGGUGCCCAGAGGACCUGCAGCAGUGGCUGGAGGUGGAGCAGUUUAUGAAGAGCCUAUGGCAGUGGCACGAGGCAGAUGUGACCAUCCAAGGUGACAUUGUGCCCGCCAAGGUCCUCCAGGUGUUCCAGAAGCUGGUGGAAAAUGCUGUUACAACCUGUCACCUCUCAGGUAAGGUCAGCAUGCUAGAGAGAUUUGGCUCUGUGGUUUCUGUUGCCGUGGAAACAUCUGCAUGUCAAGUGGAAAUAGAGCUGGUCCCUGCCGUGGAAAUCCCCACCUCCUGGUCUGCAAAAGCCCGGUGGCCCCGAUGUCUGAAGCGUUGGCCUUCCCAGGAGACAGUGGAGUGCAUUAAGUCAUUUGGGUUUAGCUUGUUGGCCCGUUCGAAUUAUCACUGGCAGCUGAACUUCUUCCGGGCCGAGCAAGCACUGUUGGAACUGCUGGAUGAGGACGGGGGCUGUCGCAGGAAGUGCUUCCAGGUCAUGCGGCAGAUGAAGGAGGAUGUCUGGUGUCCAGGGCAGAGGCCGGUUCUCACAUCCCACCAUCUGCAGACUGUGCUCUUUUGGACUUGCGAGAAAUAUCCUCACUCCAAGGACUGGCAGGUUUUCAGCGAAUCGUUCCUGCGCCUGGUACAGAAACUGCACAAGUGUGUGAGCCAGCACUUUCUGAAACACUAUUUUGUGCACAAGAGCAACCUCCUCCGGUAUGCCAGCUCGGUGGAACUGGAAGCUGUGGCCCAAAGACUGGCCUCUUUUCUGAAGAACCCCAAGAUCAGCCUGCCCUGA
Chrysochloris asiatica (Cape golden mole) is the source of this 1092-nucleotide messenger RNA. RefSeq names its product mab-21-like 3 (C. elegans) (gene MAB21L3). The transcript is spliced from 6 exons. NCBI's taxonomy places the organism in Eukaryota, Metazoa, Chordata, Mammalia, Afrosoricida, Chrysochloridae. The record is from RefSeq and is a predicted model, not a curated record. The coding region runs from base 1 to 1092 and encodes 363 amino acids.